CCCUCAGCUGGGAUAUGAAAAGCUCUGUCAGCCCCCAGCUUUCCUCAGAAGCCCUCCUGCAAGACCAGAAACAUGAGCUGACUCUGCCUCUCCGUCACCCUUCUCGUCCUCCUGGUCACCCUGGUGACCUGCGCCCCGGGGGGUAAAUACAAGGGCCGUUUCAGAGACCAGGGACCCCAUCUCUGAGACUAUUCCUGGUCACUGCCUUGUGCCUGAAGCUCACUGUGGUGUAAUGAAAACAUCCAUAUUUGUUCUUGUCCUGGUUCCUGGCCCAGAUGUCCUGCCACCCUUGGAAUCUGCUGUCUUCUACCCACCGCCUGCCUUCUGCCUGGAGCCUCCCUACACUGGUCACUGCAUGGCCAUCUUUAUCAGGUACUUCUACAAUGCCAACUCCGGGCUCUGCGAGACCUUCGAAUAUGGCGGGUGUGGCGGCAUGCCGAACAACUUCCUGACAUCAGAGGACUGCAUGAGGACCUGUGGUGGUGCCAUCAGGCCCUGGAAGGACCAGUGAACCGUGCUCUCCCGACAUGCUGAAGUCCGAGGAGGAGCCACGCAGGGCUGGGCUGUGGCUGCUUCUGAAACAGUUCAACCUCCCCGGCUUCCUUCUCAACCCCACCCUCCUCAGCAGAACCCUGCCUCUUUCCUUCCCCCCAUGGGUCUACUUGCUUUAGCUCUGUCUCAUCCAGUCGGCUCUAAGCGCCAUGAGAGAAAGUCUUCCCUUUAUCCCUAGCACUUAGCACGGUUCCUGGCACAAAGGAGACCGUCCAUAAAUAUUUGAGGAAAGAAAGAAUGAAUGCAGGAGCACAUUCCUCAUGACUGGAGUGACUACGGGGCCUGGGAUUUGAAGCAAGUGUCCUAGUCCUAACCCUCAUCCUCGCUGCAUCCUCACCUUCAUCCCCCUCCCCACCAUCACUAUUCUCCUUGUGGGUAUCGUUGGUAUAAUUUCUGGAAUCUAGUUCUGAGAAUCAGUGAUGGCAGAGGUCUUUUCAUUAAAGAAGCCCCUUUCCCCCACCACGAUGUUGAACAUUUUCCUAUCUGUCAUUUAAAAUUCUACAUCCUUAUAAUCAAUAAAUUAAUCUCCUAAUUAAGC
This is a messenger RNA of Balaenoptera musculus (blue whale), 1090 nucleotides long. Its product is annotated as serum basic protease inhibitor-like. The transcript is spliced from 4 exons. The record is from RefSeq and is a predicted model, not a curated record. The coding region runs from base 233 to 511 and encodes 92 amino acids. Gene Ontology annotation, molecular function: serine-type endopeptidase inhibitor activity. Lineage: Eukaryota; Metazoa; Chordata; Mammalia; Artiodactyla; Balaenopteridae.